This is a messenger RNA of Punctularia strigosozonata HHB-11173 SS5, 1173 nucleotides long. Its product is annotated as agmatinase. NCBI's taxonomy places the organism in Eukaryota, Fungi, Basidiomycota, Agaricomycetes, Corticiales, Punctulariaceae. Gene Ontology annotation, molecular function: metal ion binding; agmatinase activity. The transcript is spliced from 12 exons. The record is from RefSeq and is a predicted model, not a curated record. Bases 1 to 1173 code for a protein of 390 amino acids.
AUGAUCGCUAUGUUCGGCGCCGUUUCGUUGCUGCUGUUCGCCCAACGCGCCUUCGCAUCUAAACAUGGCGCUGGGCACUCCGAAGACACUGGACGGCCAGUCUCGGAUCCCCGGGACCCGCUGAUGUUCCCGCUGCAGAGUAAUGCUUGGUCGGAGGAAUCCUUCGGCUUGCUCUCAUUCGCCGGCUCGAAGCCGUCGAGGUGCUGGGGCGCAGACGCCGGCGUUCCCCACGACGUUGCUGUAAUUGGGGCGCCCUUUGACACUGCGACUAGCUUCCGACCUGGAGCGCGAUUCGGGCCGAACGGCAUCCGUCAGGGGAGCAGACGUAUCAGGGUCGAAGCUAUUAAUGUGCCGUUGAAGACGCGCGUCAGCGACCACCUCGAUGUGGUCGACUGCGGGGAUGUCCCCAUGGUCCUCUUCGACAACAAAGUCGCGCUGCGCCAACUUGAAAUUGCCAACAAGGAGCUCCUUGCUCAUGAAGCGGCACGCUCCUUUUCGAACCGGAGUUUGGCGCUCGAUGGCAAGUUCCACCCGCGCGUCUUGACACUUGGUGGUGACCACACGAUCACGCUCCCUCUUCUCCGCGGUGUUGCCGAAAUCUAUGGGGCGGUCAGCGUCAUCCAUUUCGACAGCCAUCUCGACACGCGAAAGCCGACGAAGCUUCCUGGUGGCCCUUGGCUUCCGGACGAGGAAGUGCCUAUCACGCACGGUAGCUACUUCUGGUACGCUUCCCAGGAGGGGCUUCUGGCCGCCAAUCACUCCAACAUUCACGUAGGAAUCCGAUCAGGCCUGAGCGACUGGGACAACUAUGAUAAUGAUUGGGAUGUCGGCUUCCAUAUAUCGCAUGCUGAGGAUAUAGAGGAGGUUGGCUACCAGGGCAUUGUCAAGAAGAUUCGGGACGUUGUUGGGGAUAACCCAGUUUACAUCUCCCUGGACAUCGACGUGGUUGACCCUGGUUCGGCUCCUGCAACGGGAACGCCCGAGAUUGGUGGAUUCUCGACAAGGGAAAUCAAGAAAAUCCUGAAGGGUCUCGAUGGACUCAAAAUCGUCGGCGCUGAUAUCGUAGAGGUUGCUCCAGACUACGAUACGCAAAGCGAACUCACCCAGAUCGCGGCCGCAAACAUCGGCUGGGAUCUGCUCGCUCUAAUGGCCAAGACGCCCCUCACGGCGUAG